Molecule: messenger RNA, 2073 nt
Organism: Pichia kudriavzevii
Lineage: Eukaryota; Fungi; Ascomycota; Pichiomycetes; Pichiales; Pichiaceae
Exons: 1
Coding region: 1-2073 (690 amino acids)
Biological process (GO): protein refolding
Cellular component (GO): nucleus; cytoplasm; cytosol
Molecular function (GO): Hsp70 protein binding
Source: RefSeq, a predicted model, not a curated record
AUGGUAAAGGAAACCAGAUUAUACGAACUUCUUCAAAUUUCUACAGACGCAGAUUAUCAGGAUAUCAGAAAGGCAUACAAAGCUCUUGCACUAAAAUAUCACCCGGAUAAACAAACAGUAAAGUCAACAGAAGAAACUGAGAGGUUAACAAAUAUAUUCAAAGAUAUCACUGAAGCGUAUAAUAUAUUAAGUGAUAAAAAUAAAAGAUAUUUAUACGACAAUUAUGGUGAAGAGGUGGCAAAAAAUCCACAAGACGCAACUACAGCGUUUUCAGCUAAUAACCAUCAUUACGACCAUGACUUGAACAACCGUUAUGGGAAUGCAAACCAUUACUAUAAUCGACGUUCACAGCAAUCAAGACAACAUACUGAGUUCAACGAUUCGAUGAAUUUUCCAUUUUCUCAACAUUCCACUGAUAUGUUUGAGCAAAUAUUUAGUGGAUUUCCGGACACCACAUUUAUGAAUACGUUCAAUACCCCAUUCAAUGCCACGCGGAGUGAUGAUUACCCAAAUCAUAGCUAUGGUAGACCGGUCUACAGAGAUGGCUCGAACCCUCAAAAGAAGGGCAGAGAUAUUAUGGAUAAUAUUCCGUGUAACUUGAUUGAUUAUUACAAUGGUAAAGAUAUCAAAUUAAGGUUGAGCAAAAGAGUGAAGUGUCCAAAAUGUAAGGGUAGAGGGGGGUUGAAGGUCUACACAUGUAACGAUUGUUGUGGUUCAGGUAUAAUCAUCAAUGAGACGAGAACUGGACUGAUGUAUCAGAGGGUCCAAGCCACUUGUAAUAGAUGCCAUGGAUCUGGAGAAUUCAUACCCGCUAAAUACGUAUGCGAUGAAUGUGGAGGAAAUAAGCUAGUGGACACGAAGGUUAUAUUUGAAUUCAGAAGUCCGAGGGGUGUGAGUGCGGGUUACAAGAUUAUAAUACCAAAUGCAGCAGACGAAGGUAUUGACUUAAUCCCUGGUGAUGUUAUUCUAACUUUGCAGGACAGUAAAAUUGAUGAUAAUACCAAGUUCAAGAGAUUUGGCGACUAUUUAUUAACUACAAUCUCGAUACCUUUAAGUGUUGCAUUAUGUGGCGGGUAUAUUACAUUUACACAUAUCAACAAUGAGGAAGUAAAGAUUGAGAUUCCACGAGGCAGUAUUAAAAGUGGUAAUCAGCUCAAGGUGCUGAAAGGAUUUGGUAUGCCGAUUGCACAAGAAACACCCUCUUCUAGACGUUCUAAAGAUGGGCAAAACAACAAACGGGACAAGAAGAAGCACAGGAAUAGGAAUGGCAAGGACAAAAAUUACAAAGGAAAAGAAGAUGUGAAUUAUGGAAAGAGUAAUAGAAACGAUGAUGUUAAUAAUGGUACUAACAUUAUCAAUAUGAAUGAUUCAACACUUAAUAAAAGUAGUAGCAAUAGUGAGGAGGAUAAGGAAAAGAUUAAGUUUGGCGAUUUAAUUAUCAAGUUUGAGAUUGAGUUCCCAGAUGUGAAUUUAUUCACCAAUGAGCAAGUUCAGCUUUUAAACAAUGUAUUAACUGGGCAAAUGGUGCCUACAAGUUUCGGAACUGUCUCAGAUUCCUCAAGCGACGACAUAUCAUCUAUGGAGGAGUCCAAUCCUACUUCUCUCAAUAUGACGCCACGUUUUGAAUCGAGUGCUUCUAGUAUGAGCUCCAAGUUCAAAUACGGUACAUCCACCAGUGGAAGUGAUCGAAGUUUGAACGUUUCCAAGGCUGUCCCGAUGACUGUUCCAAAGGAGCACGGAUAUGCCAAUGGAGUUGACAUAAACGACUUCACCAAAUCUGGUGCUGGUGUGGAGCUGAGCAAACCUAAAGAGGGAAGCGAGUCGACGGAUUUGAACGAUUCUGGCUCCGACAAUAUGGGGGACAAGAUAGUGUACCUUGAGGAUAUAACCAAUGUCGAAAAAGUUGGUCUUUCCCUGUUGGAUUUCCCAGAGACUUCGAACAAAGGGUCCACCAUGAGCAACAGCAACGGCUACCAUCCAACAAGUGCAGAAGACACAGUCCACACGGCCAAUGUGAUGGACAGCAGCAUCCCUGGUAUUCCAAACACGAAGAGAUUCAAAUCAAGAAUGUAG